Xenopus laevis (African clawed frog) is the source of this 1594-nucleotide messenger RNA. RefSeq names its product calcium homeostasis modulator family member 4 S homeolog (gene calhm4.S). Gene Ontology annotation, cellular component: plasma membrane; membrane. The transcript has 2 exons. Gene Ontology annotation, molecular function: monoatomic cation channel activity. The record is from RefSeq and is a predicted model, not a curated record. NCBI's taxonomy places the organism in Eukaryota, Metazoa, Chordata, Amphibia, Anura, Pipidae. Gene Ontology annotation, biological process: monoatomic cation transmembrane transport. The coding region runs from base 23 to 994 and encodes 323 amino acids.
UGUGAUAACUUCAUGCACCAAAAUGUCCUUGCAGCCACUCAUAUCCUUCCUCAAAAGCAAAGAGUCUAUUCUGUUCAAUGCAAUUGUUGCCAUUCUGACUGUCGGCGGGCAACAACUUUUCUCUUUUUUCGCUUUCAGUUGCCCCUGCAGCCCCUAUAAGAACCUGAACUAUGGUUUAGCCUUCCUGGGAGUUCCCGCGCUAGUGCUUCUCAUAGUGGGCUUUGUUUUCAAUGACAACACAUGGAGGCUACUGAUGGGCUCCUCCAAUGGACAUUUAGUGCAAGAGAGAAGCAGGCAGAGCAUGACCCUGAAGUACAGGCUCAUCUGUUUUGUGUUUGGGAACAUCGCUGGCAGAGCAAUAGUGGCUCCCAUCACAUGGCUGGCUGUGACGCUGCUCAAUGGCUCAUACUAUGUGUGUGCGCUGAGUGAGUAUGCCAAUGUGGCUCAGUAUGACAUCCUGCGCUCACUCACGAAGGCCGAGAGGAGGCAUCUUCUUGCCCAGUUUCCCUGCGUGCAGUUUGUGCCUGCCAACUUCACUAGAGUCAAGGACGAGGUGAUCUUGGAGCUCAAGUACCAGUCCCAGGUGGCUGGAUGGAUUUUGGUUGGAGCUGUGACAGUAUUUAUAUUUACAACCCUCUGUGUAGCCAGAUGUUGCUCUCCACUAACUUUUCUGCAUCUCAAGUACUGGAUCAGAUAUGUGAAUAAUGAACAGAUACUCUUUGAGAAAGCAGUUGACCAGCACUCCAAGAUCUAUGCCUUGCUAAACAUCAAGAAAUUCUUUGGCUUUUCACCUGAAAAUAAGAUCAUAAGAGAAAUCCGUAUCCCCUCUCGCUCGGACUGGAGAAUGAUCUCUGGACUUGAUCUUUUGAAAACCAUUGAUGAUGAGCAUUACCAUUACAGUCUUCUCCAUUCAUGGGCUGACCUAGAUCCCGCAGAUGGGAAAUUAAUUCAUGUUGAUAUAGAAAACACCCCUGACUCAGGUUCAAACUCCUAAGCUUUUUUUUCGUGUCUUCAGAUUUGUUUUGUUUUUAAUUUUAUAGGUUUUUCUACAAUUGCUAAAAAUGUUAUUUCUUAUUUGUUUUCAUUAAAAUAUAUAAAGAACUAUGGAAAAGCACUGAGUAAACAUAUCACUUGUUGAUUUGUUUCAUGCCAUGAAUACAACACCAUUGUAUUGUCUCUUCACCCAGAACAGGAAAAAACAAUGCUGCCAAUGCUCAUUUUUACAUAUUUCACUCAAUCUUUAAGUAACUUGACAAGUGUUGAAACCAAAUGCUACUUAGGACCAAAGGCAACCCCCAUUUUGACCCCAAUUUAAAGGGCAAAUCUAAUAGGCCAUAAAAAAUAACAAUGUUGGUUUUCAAAAUCAGUUAUACGCAGUUUAUUUUAUACACAAUCAUAAUCCAUGGUAAGCCAGCCUACUAAUUAAAAAAACAAUUCAUUUAAAAAUGUAGCAGCAUGCCUGCAGGAUGGAACUUUGCGUGGUUAUAAACACUGCAUUAGGAGCAAUAUUGUAACUUCAUAUUAAACACGGACACGGAAACGGUUGUUUAAGUUUAUUCGUUUGAUUCUUGUUAAUAUGCAAUUUCCAAUGCUA